GAUGAUGAUGAUGAUGGUGAUGAUGAUGAUGACGACGACAGUAAUGAUGAUGUUGUCGCUCAUUUUUCUCUUCAUAUAUCUGACAACAGUGAAUCAACUGAGGCGUCUUAUUCGGAAUUACAAGGAAGAAAAUAAAAAAAACUUCAAAAUUACAUUACAGUUUUUUUAGAA
This is a messenger RNA of Enterobius vermicularis (human pinworm), 171 nucleotides long. The record is from the annotation of a GenBank genome assembly. Lineage: Eukaryota; Metazoa; Nematoda; Chromadorea; Rhabditida; Oxyuridae.